Messenger RNA from Adineta steineri, 387 nucleotides. NCBI's taxonomy places the organism in Eukaryota, Metazoa, Rotifera, Eurotatoria, Adinetida, Adinetidae. The record is from the annotation of a GenBank genome assembly.
AUGGCAACUUACAUGGCAUGGAAAAAUGAUCGUAAUAGUUAUAAUCGUGAUCUGUUUCAUCAAAAACGUCGUCACAACAGUAGAAUGUCAGCGGAUGUAUUUAGUAAGCAGAGUACAGUGUUUAAUAGAAACAGAAAUGACGUUCAAUUAACCAAAAGUGACAAUAGUAUAUUAGACAAUCAUAAACGAAGCUUUUCGUCUAAUGCACGGAUAUGGCCUCGAGGUGUUGUCCCUUACGAGGUAGAUCCUCAACUACCGGCUGAAAGACAAAAUACUAUUCGUGAUGCAAUGCAAAAUAUGACUGCAAAAACAGAUAAUUGUAUUACUUUUGUUUUACGUGAUAGUAGUCAUACAAAUUGGAUACAUUUUCAAGAUGGCGGCAAGUAA